Messenger RNA from Labrus bergylta (ballan wrasse), 944 nucleotides. It is a transcript of the gene c7h11orf58, whose product is annotated as chromosome 7 C11orf58 homolog. NCBI's taxonomy places the organism in Eukaryota, Metazoa, Chordata, Actinopteri, Labriformes, Labridae. The record is from RefSeq and is a predicted model, not a curated record.
CCGGAAGUGGCGGGACAAAACAUUGUUGACAAAAAAAAAUCAGCUAGCCUUAGCUAGGUGGCAUGUCGUUUUAUUGACAUUUAACUAAAGCUUCCGUUCAUUAUGAGUUAUUCAGAAGACAGACAUGGAACAAAACGACCCGCGUCUCCAAGUGAAGAUGGCUCCACUCCGUGGGCUGCAGCAGAUCUGGGCAGCAAUGAAAGGAAGCAGAAGUUUUUACGCUUGAUGGGGGCCAGCAAGAAAGAACACACCGGACGCCUCGUCAUUGGAGACCAUAAGUCCACAUCCCACCACCGAAGUGGGCAGGAAGAUAGGCAGAUGAACGAGCAACUAGAGAUGCAGUACCAACAGGGCAUGGAUGGGAAGCUGUCGGGCCGGAACCGGAGACACUGUGGCCUUGGUUUCAGUGAGCCUGAGCCAGAGCCAGUUUCAAUUCCCUCGCCACCAGAAGACAGUCAGACAAAAGCAACGGAAACAGAGAAGUCCACUGAUAAAAAAGGACGAGCAGACUCCCGGGACAAAGGCUGCGAUUCCGAUCCAGAAGAACAGAGCUCGGACGAGGAGAAGUCCACCUCAGAUAGCAGCGAUGAAGAACAGAAACACUGACAAGAAAAUGUCCUUUGUCAAGUCUGCGUAGGAGUACAAGGAAAGACAUGAUUUGUUUGACUGUGAGCGACCACUCAUCAUUCAGCAGCAGCACCCUAGGUGUGCAUGUCGUCACAAUGUCACAUCUGCAGGGUUUGGUAUUUUGAGUUUUCAGAUGUUCUAUCAUGUUUUAGCUUGCAAACUGUCCAGGUUUGAUUUUGUCCCAACAUUUUAAUUGUCAGUGCUUUUGCCACGACUAGUGUGGGAUCGGACAUGAUUGCUUGCCAUUCAGCAUGAUUGGUAUUCACAUUGUACAUUUUGUGGUUUCUUGUUUCAAAUAAAAACAAAAGGAAAUGUCA